AUGGCUUGCCGGCCCCUCAAUAUAGCCAUGGCUUGCGACUAUAGCUGGCCUAAGCUUGGCGGGGUCGAAGAGCAUAUCUAUAUGCUCUCACAGGAGCUCCUCAGAAGAGGCCACAAGGUGGUCAUCAUCACCCACGCAUAUGCUAGCACAGAGCCCAACAGUUCCAGAACGGGCAUACGCUACCUGCCCAACGGUCUCAAAGUGUAUCACCUCCCACUGGAGCCAAUACCGCCUCAAUCGAACCACGCGACGUUGCCACAGAUGUUUGCCAGCUUGCCGCUCGUUCGCCAAGUCCUCAUACGCGAAGAGGUAGAGAUCCUGCAUGCCCAUCAGGCAAUGUCAUCACAAGGUCUCGAGUCGAUCUUACACGCUCGAGCGAUGGGCAUACGCGCCUUGUUCACCGAUCACUCCUUACAAGGCUUUGGAGGCUGGGGUGAGAUGUGGGGUAACAAGAUGCUCAAAUCUGUCCUCAGCGAUGUCGAAGCUGUCAUUGCCGUCAGCCACACAUGCCGCGAAAAUACGGUGCUUCGUGCUGCGCUCAACCCGGAUCUCGUACAUGUCAUCCCCAACGCAGUCGUCGCUUCCAAAUUUUCACCCGAUCCAUUGCGCGCAAAGCGGAUGACCAAAGACACAGUCACUGUCGUUUGCAUCAGUCGAUUGGCUUAUCGCAAAGGAAUCGAUCUGCUCAUCGGAGCCGUACCUCGCAUAUGCGAGAUCUAUCCAGACGUCAAGUUCAUCAUAGGUGGGGAUGGGCCAAAGGUCAUCGAGCUAGAGCAGAUGCGCGAAAGACACCAGCAGUUACUCAGAGGACGCGUGGAACUGCUCGGACCCGUGCGUCACGAGCAAGUACGCGAUGUGCUCAUACGAGGCGAGAUCUUCCUCAACACCUCCUUGACCGAAGCUUUCGGUAUGGGCAUCCUUGAAGCUGCUUGUUCGGGUCUCUACGUCGUCUCUACUCGCGUUGGAGGUAUACCAGAGGUCUUGCCGGAUCACCUGAUCAGCUUCGCUCAACCCGAUGUCGAAGAUGUCGUACAAGUCAUCGGCGCAGCUAUUGACCAUAUUCGCUCGGGCCGGCAUGACCCCGUCAAAGCACACGAAGCCAUACGUACCAAGUACAGCUGGGCCGAUGUGGCAGAGCGUACCGAACGUGUCUACGAAGCCAUGCUCACCGUCGAGCUUCCACCACUCGUCGAAAGGCUCAGGCGAAUUUACGGUACCGGCGUGGUUCAUGGCAAGGUCAUGUGUAUCGUUGCACUCGUCAAUUGCGUCUUCCUUGCGCUGCUAGAAGUUUUCGAUCCAUCUGAUCGCAUUGAUAAGUGCCCUGCCUUCAGUCUUGCACGAUACAACAAGUGGAGCGAUGCAGUUAUGUCAAGAAUACCUUGA
Mixia osmundae IAM 14324 is the source of this 1383-nucleotide messenger RNA. RefSeq names its product glycosyltransferase family 4 protein. Gene Ontology annotation, cellular component: glycosylphosphatidylinositol-N-acetylglucosaminyltransferase (GPI-GnT) complex. The record is from RefSeq and is a predicted model, not a curated record. Lineage: Eukaryota; Fungi; Basidiomycota; Mixiomycetes; Mixiales; Mixiaceae. The transcript is spliced from 7 exons. The coding region runs from base 1 to 1383 and encodes 460 amino acids. Gene Ontology annotation, biological process: GPI anchor biosynthetic process. Gene Ontology annotation, molecular function: phosphatidylinositol N-acetylglucosaminyltransferase activity.